Messenger RNA from Drosophila erecta, 686 nucleotides. RefSeq lists its product as uncharacterized. The transcript has 2 exons. The record is from RefSeq and is a predicted model, not a curated record. Bases 303 to 641 code for a protein of 112 amino acids. Lineage: Eukaryota; Metazoa; Arthropoda; Insecta; Diptera; Drosophilidae.
UUACAAGGCAGAUAAGAAUAAAAAUGACACGCAAAGCUGCUGAUGGCAACGAUGAUGAUGCAAUUUAAUAUCCCUGGCAGGUGUUAAAAUAAGGGAUUAUGUAGGGAAUCAGGAAGGACAGACCGCAGCAUCGGCAGCAGAAACCAAAAGCUGUCAUCAGCAAAAAUCUGAUGAGUAUAUAAAAACGCGUCCAGUCGGUGGCAAAAUCAACAGUUUUACAGUUGCUGCGAACACAGCAAGGUAAUACGCACCAAAAAUAAACAUCAACAUAUUCAACCGAAGGACCUCAUCAUAAACCAACAAUGAAGCUCCUGACAUUAUUCUUCCUGGCCUAUAUGGCAUAUACUACCGCCAAAGUGGUUCCCACUUCAACUAGCAAUCACCUGAGCAUUGACCAGCACGGUAAAAGGGUUUAUGCGGAUGUGGCCGAGGAUAAAUGCGACUAUCUUUGUCCCGAAAAGGAUCCUUCGGUGUGCGCCACCAAUGGACAAUGCCUUCUGAAGUUUGAGAGUCGCUGUGCCAUGACAGCCUACAACUGCCGUAAUCCGCAGAAAAUGUUUAAGCUCGUGGAAGACCAUCGUUGCACGCAGGACUGGCAGCCUCUUUGCAUGGAGUCAGAUCUCAGGGAGUUCGGCUUGUGAGCGAUGCUUUCAGUUGAAAGGUUGAGCAGAGAAAUAAAAUAAAAA